AUGAGCUCCGUGUCUGAGCAACAGGCGAAAGUUUGUCACUUGUUUUAUCACACCAGGACCAAGGUCGGCCUCCACGGUCCCCAAGCAGUCGUCAAGCCGUGCCCAAACGGCGGCCGCUCGACAGUGCACAACAAUCGCACCUACCAGGACUACAACGGCACUCCGGGCACGGAUGUGCGCACCGCCAUUGCGAUGUGUCACUACAACAUUACGGGCAGGGUCUGCGACAUCGCCAUUAACCUCGCGACUCGCCAUAAGCCGAUCGGCGCGCUGGACUGGCAAAGCCCGUCCCUAACAACGUCAGCAGCGGAUCCAACGGCCUACGCGCUGCACCGCCGAGGUGAACGUCAGGCCCUAACUAGCCGUUACGACAUUACCAAGAUGGAGACCGAGACGAUCUACAAAACGUUCCUCGACUGGGACCCGACCAAGUCAGAAGAGGGUGGCCUGCCUCCGCAUACACGAGGUCGAGAUCGGGAUUAA
Molecule: messenger RNA, 483 nt
Organism: Diaporthe citri
Lineage: Eukaryota; Fungi; Ascomycota; Sordariomycetes; Diaporthales; Diaporthaceae
Exons: 3
Coding region: 1-483 (160 amino acids)
Source: RefSeq, a predicted model, not a curated record